Messenger RNA from Oncorhynchus keta (chum salmon), 11324 nucleotides. It is a transcript of the gene als2a, whose product is annotated as alsin Rho guanine nucleotide exchange factor ALS2 a. The record is from RefSeq and is a predicted model, not a curated record. The transcript is spliced from 36 exons. Bases 237 to 5666 code for a protein of 1809 amino acids. Gene Ontology annotation, molecular function: guanyl-nucleotide exchange factor activity. Lineage: Eukaryota; Metazoa; Chordata; Actinopteri; Salmoniformes; Salmonidae.
ACUCAGCUGUUACAGAGUUGAAAGACUCAACGAAAGUUCUCCACUUCACUGCAGUGAUUAUAUAAGCUAACAUGCUAGCUAGCUGUGUUCAUACAAACAUGACAGUCAUGGAUUUAGAUAAUUAAAGAAAGAAUACGGCUGUAAAUCCCAUGGGUAAUGGAGAAGUACUUUCAAAAACUUCAUCGGAUAUUGACAGUAAUUUACAAUAGAUUCAUUAAAAUGGAGAAGCCCCAGUGAUGAUGGAGGACCAGAAGAGCCCAGUGAAGGAGGAGAGCUCCAGAGAACGAGGCCUGCUCCACUUAUGGAGAGGCUACAGCAGUAGUGUUACCCCCGAACGGGUGCUUCUGUCCCGGCCAGUCCUCCAGGCUGCCCUCGGCAUCAGCCAUGGUAUCCUCCUGGCCGAAGGUGGGCUGGUGUACAGCUUCGGGGACCUGACGUGGCGGCAGGGCCUGAGGGUUCUUCCUACUUACCCUCUCCUUGAGUCUGUCCUCUCUGGUCAAAGUGUUGUGUCUGUAGCUGCAGGCUCCUUCCACUGUGGCGCCGUCACACGGGAAGGGGCUGUGUACAUGUGGGGAGAGAACUCCUCGGGGCAGUGUGGUCUGUCAGAGAGAGGCCUGGUCCCAGAUCCUAGCCUCGUCAGUAUGGUGGACUCUGAGGCUGUCUCUCCACAGAUCAUCAGGAUCCUGGAGGUAACCUGCGGGGAGCAGCACACUCUGGCUCUGUCUACCCAGCAUGAGGUGUGGGCCUGGGGCAGCGGCUGCCAGCUGGGUCUGGUCACCAGUGUGUUCCCCGUGUGGAGACCCCAGAAAGUGGAGCACCUGGCUGGGAGGCACGUAGUUCAGGUGGCGUGUGGAGGAUACCACAGCCUGGCCCUGGUGCGACGCUUCCCUGCACAAGACUCUCAGUUCCCCCGGCCGACAGCUACUGAAAAGUGUUCCCAGUGCAACCAGCUGCUCUUCUCUAUGGUGGAUAAAGAGGACCCUGUCAUCAUCAGCGACAGCCACUAUUGCCCCCUAGGGAUUGAGUUGGCUGAUAGCAAACCAGGGAGCUGCUUGAGAUCCAGACAGGCCUCUCUAGCCCAGAGACACAGAGCCUCAGCCUGCCCGCUCUCUCAGACAGUCAGCCUUGAUCUGGGCCUUGACCCAGACCUAGCCCAAGACCCAGACCCCAUUAUAGGCCCAGAAUACCUAUUGCCUGGUGACACUGACAGUUCUCUCAGAGAGUCUGGCUCCAAAGAACAAACGAACCAAGAGGAUACUGGUACCUCUGACCUUCAAAGACAAGGCCCUGGGACUCUGACAGAGACAGACAGUAACGCGGCUCGAACACAGGCGAGGAGGAACACCUCAUCCUCAUCCGAUGAGAAGGAGCUGAAGGAAUACCUCAAGAGAACGUCUGAUCACAUCCUGUCUGAACAGAAUGACAAUAACAACACAGGGAAUCCAAUCACCUUAGCCAAUCGGACAACAGGGGAUUCACUCACCUUAGCCAAUCGGACAGCAGAGGAUUCACUCACCUUAGCCAAUCAGACAACAGGGGAUUCACUCACCUUAGCCAAUGAAACAGCAGAGGAUUCACUCACCUUAGCCAAUCAGACAGCAGAGGAUUCACUCACCUUAGCCAAUCAGACAACAGGGGAUUCACUCACCUUAGCCAAUGAAACAGCAGAGGAUUCACUCACCUUAGCCAGUCAUAGCUCAGGAGAUCUACUCACCCUGGUAAGUCAUGUCCCAGGACAGUGCCAAAACGGCGACCUACCUGAUCAAGACCAACCUUCUACCUUCACACCAUAUCUUCUACCACAAUCUACAGACGACACCACCAUGGCAUCCAGCCUAUCAUGUUCACUACUCGAGAACUACCCGGGUGCCUUAGUUAUGGAACAUACCUUAGCUUUAACGGGCCGUGCAGCCUCACCCUUCGAGGUAAACACCCCUUCAGGCGUCGGCUCCACCAGCAGCCUCUGUGACUCAUCUAAGAGUGAAGGGUGUAUCCCAGUCGCAGGGCUGUGCGAGGCUCUGUCUGGGCCUGUCAUGGCAUACAGGAAGACCAACCAGGAAGUGCGUCUCUGUAUGGAGGAGGACUCCUUGCAAGGGAAGAAAUGCUCCAGUCUGACUGAUAUCCUGCUGGAGGAGGUCGUCGAGGGGAGUAGACGGCACUCACUGCCUCCUCUCCUCUCUCAUGCAUCCCCUGAGCUCCCCGGCAGGAGGAGUGCCCGUUCCAGGCCCAAUGUGCCCAGGAAGGAGGAGGUAGUGGAGUCUCUGCCCUCCCUGAACACAGAGGUGUGGAGCUGGGGCCGGGGGCAGGAGGGACAGCUGGGCCACGGAGACCAGCUACCCAGGCUCCAGCCGCUGUGUAUCAAGAGCCUGAAUGGAGAGGAGGUCGUGAAGGUAGCGGCAGGAACACACCACUCUCUGGCCCUUUCUGCACAGUGUCAGGUGUUUUCGUGGGGCAGCAACAGAUCCGGCCAGUUGGGACACAUGAACGGCCCCACUACCAUGCCUCAACAGGCCAAGAUGUCAAAGGGUCUGCGUGUGUGGGACCUGGCAGCUGGGCAGAGCCACAGUGUGUUCCUGGCUGAUGGCGACUGCUGCCAGCCCAUCCUCUGUUACAGCGGUCAACAGGUGAUGGAGACCACACCUGAGAACCACAUACCUGGGACAGGGUCAACUGAGAGCUCUCCGUCUAGGACUGACACGUACACCCUCAGACCUGUCCUACUGCCCUUCUGUGUGAAUAUGGGCUACAUCAGCAGUGUGUAUGCCGGAGGACAGUCCUGUCUAGCCCAGGCUGACCUCAACAUGAUGGGGUUCAUCUCUGCUCUUCACGAGCUGGCUGCAGCAGACAGGAAGUAUUACUGCAGGCUCAGAGACGUCAACAAGCGGGUGGUCAGCCCUCUACUGAGGAAAGAGUCUGUGUGCACAGUGUUGGGCCAGACGUCCAGCCUGCUGUUCCAGUCCCUGGCUAGUAGCUACAGCAGGCUCUGUCACCUGACAGGGCAACACUCUGUCUCCCUUACAGCCUUCCUCCAUACUGACCGGGACGUCAAGGGACUGGUCAUCCUGAAACACGCUAACACCUUCCUGGACAUGUAUAAAGAGUACUGUGGCUCAGUGGGUAAUUUCCUGGUUAUGGGGGGAUUCCAAGCCCUCAUGAAGCCCUCUGUGGAGUGUUUUGGGAAGAAGUUUGAGGUUUUGCGUCAGCUGUCAGAGUCCACUGAAGACAAGGUUCCUCUGUUGGACCUGUUGGCGAUGCUGUUCUACUCUCCUAUGCAACACAUCCACGAGUACGCCAGGCUGCUGCUCAAACUGGCCACCUGUUUCGAUGUGAGUACAGUGGAAUACCAGAGGCUGCAGGAGGGCUGCUCCAAGUACGAGGCACUGUCUCUCAGCCUGGGGAGGAAGAGGAAGGAGGCAGAGGCGACGAACCAAUUCUGGAGGACAUAUUCUGGGAAAACUACUGAUGUCCUCCGUAAUCCCCAGCGCAGGCUGGUGUAUGAGAGUAGCAACAAGAGCCUGACCCUCCAGAACGCCGGGAGGUUCUCUGUUAACUGGUUUAUCCUGUUCAACGACGCUCUGAUUCAUGCACAGGGUACCAUCCCCUCUAAGAGCUUUUUCUCAUCUCAUCAUGUCUACUCCCUGGCCACUCUCUGGGUGGAACCCAUCACUGCCAGCAGCAACCUGUAUGGAAUUAAGGUGACAUCUCCAGAGGAGAGCUUCACUCUGAUAGCAUCCUCAGCUCAGGAGAAGGCUAAGUGGCUGAGGGCUAUUAACCAGGCCGUGGAGGCGGUGUUGACCGGAGAGGGGAGCGGAUCUGGAGUCCCCGCUGUCUCUCGUACCGCCUCCUACAUCUUCUACAAAGACCUACGUCUGAAGGAUGCCUCCUACUCAGGCCGCUGGCUGUCUGGCAAACCCCACGGCAAAGGGAUCAUGAAAUGGCCAGAUGGCAGAAAGUUCACGGGGACCUUUAAACAAGGACUGGAGGACGGCUAUGGAGACUGUAUAAUGCCAAACAAGAUCCUCAACAAGAGUGAUCGUUACCAGGGUCACUGGAGAGAUGGGAAGAUGCAUGGCUUUGGGACGUACAGGUAUGCUACAGGUCAGGUGUAUGAGGGAUCCUUCCAUGAGAACAUCCGUCAGGGCCAUGGGAUGCUGAGUUCUGGGAAGCUGAUUGGCUCUUCUUCCAGUGUGUUCGUUGGCCAGUGGCUUCAAGACAAGAAGAUGGGAUAUGGAGUGUUUGAUAACAUCACUAGAGGAGAGAAGUACAUGGGCCUGUGGACUGAUGACCAGCGACAGGGCAGUGGUGUGGUAGUCACUCAGUUUGGUCUUUACUAUGAAGGGACCUUCAGCAACAACAAGAUGGUGGGUACUGGUCUGCUCGUAUCUGAUGAUGACACAGCCUUUGAGGGAGAGUUCUCAGAAGACUGGACCCCUAAUGGCAAGGGUUACCUGUCCAUGUCCAAUGGAGACUCCAUCGAGGGUCUGUUUAGUGGAGAGUGGACCUCGGGGCUGAAGAUCACGGGAACCUACAUGAAGCCUAACCUCUAUGAACCUGACAAGAAGCAAUCAACCAGGGUGCUUGAGUUGGGCCGUCUAGCCGUAUCCCCAGAGCAGAAGUGGAAGGCAGUGUUCUCAGAGUGUUGGAGCAGGCUGGGCUGUGAGGCCCCGGGACAGCCUGAGGAGAGAAUGAUGGCCUGGGAAAACAUCGCUGUUACACUCACCACAGGACGCAGAGACAGUCCAGAGCUGCUGAGCAGGUCUCAGAGUCGAGUCCUGGAGAAGCUGGAGGUGAUUCCUCAACACACAGGUCCAGUUACUGCUGGGGGGUAUGACGUCAUCCGACGAUACCUCACCAAGGCCUGCGAAACCCCCCUCCACCCUUUGGGGGGGUUACUGGAGACCCUAGUGACUGUGUACAGGAUUACCUAUAUAGGGGUAGGAUCUAACAGAAGGUUGCUACAACAGGCUGUGGAAGAGAUCAGGUCCUACCUCAGACGGAUCUUCCAGCUGGUCAGGUUUCUGUUCCCUGACCUCCCUGACGAGGGAGGUGUUAUUCACCCUGACCCCAAAGGAUCCUCAGAAACAGACCAGCAAGGCUUGGUGGUGAGUAGCUCCACUCUCCUACUUCCAGUCCUGCUGCCCAGGCUGUACCCUCCUCUGUUCACCCUGUAUGCCCUGGACAAGGAGAGAGAGGAGGAGGUGUACUGGGACUGUGUCCUGAGGCUCAACAAACAGCCUGACCUGGGCCUGUUGGCCUUCCUGGGGGUCCUACAGAAGUUCUGGCCGGUCUCCGUCUCCGUGUUGGGAGAGAAGCAGCAGGUCCUUCCCAGCACCAAAAAUGCUUGCUUUGCUUCUGCAGUGAAGACUUUACAACAGAUCAGCACCACCUUCACCCCGUCAGACAAGCUGCAGGUGAUCCAGCGUACCUUUGAGGAGCUGAACCAGGAAGUACAAGCUCUGCUAGAGGGGAACUUCCUGUUGUCCAUGGAUGACCUCUUACCUCUGUUUCUCUACGUGGUGCUUAGAGCACGGAUGAGGAACCUGGUUGCUGAGGUGAGUUUGAUAGAAGAUCUAAUGGACCCCUAUCUGCAGCACGGAGAGCUGGGACUCAUGUUCACCACACUCAAGGCUUGCUGUUUUCAGAUCCAACAGGAGAAGACGACAUAGGGAAGAGGAGGUGCCUUCUACAAUGGAGGUCGACGGAGGGUCCCGUUUUUCAUCCCGUCGACUCCAGACAACCAGAGAUGGAUCAUCCCCUGGCCAAAGACGUGAUUAUUUACCAUUAGUCCCAUUGAGGCCGACGUCUCUUUUGCAAGGGAACCCUGCUUCACAAAAAGUAACAAAACAACACAAAGUACACAAAGGGAAUUUGAGAAACAAUUAUAACAAUCAAAGGGCGGCGCAUGAGAAAUUACAAUUAGAAAAAUGUAUACUUUAAUUUAUAUUUAUACUAUUUUUUUUUUAACCUUUAUUUAACCAGGCAAGUCAGUUAAGAACAUAUUCUUAUUUUCAAUGACGGCCUGGGAACAGUGGGUUAACUGCCUGUUCAGGGGCAGAAUGACAGAUUUGUACCUUGUCAGCUCGGGGGUUUGAACUCGCAACCUUCCGGUACUAGUCCAACACUCUAACCACGAGGCUACGCUGCCGCUUUAAUCCUGACUAUGUUUAAUCCUGACUGACUAUGUUUAAUCCUGACUAUGUUUAAUCCUGACUGACUAUCUUUAAUCCUGACUGACUAUCUUUAAUCCUGACUGACUAUGUUUAAUCCUGACUAUGUUUAAUCCUGACUGACUAUGUUUAAUCCUGACUAUGUUUAAUCCUGACUGACUAUCUUUAAUCCUGACUAUGUUUAAUCCUGACUAUCUUUAAUCCUGACUGACUAUCUUUAAUCCUGACUGACUAUGUUUAAUCCUGACUAUCUUUAAUCCUGACUGACUCGCUUUAAUCCUGACUAUCUUUAAUCCUGACUGACUAUCUUUAAUCCUAACUGACUAUCUUUAAUCCUGACUGACUAUGUUUAAUCCUGACUAUCUUUAAUCCUGACUGACUAUGUUUAAUCCUGACUGACUGACUAUGUUUAAUCCUGACUGACUAUGUUUAAUCCUGACUGACUAUGUUUAAUCCUGACUGACUAUGUUUAAUCCUGACUGACUAUGUUUAAUCCUGACUGACUAGCUUUAAUCCUGACUGACUAGCUUUAAUCCUGACUGACUAGCUUUAAUCCUGACUGACUAUGUUUAAUCCUGACUGACUAUGUUUAAUCCUGACUGACUAUGUUUAAUCCUGACUGACUAUGUUUAAUCCUAACUGACUAUGUUUAAUCCUGACUGACUAUGUUUAAUCCUGACUGACUAUGUUUAAUCCUGACUGACUAUGUUUAAUCCUGACUGACUAAUCCUGACUGACUAUGUUUAAUCCUGACUGACUAUGUUUAAUCCUGACUGACUAUGUUUAAUCCUGACUGACUAUGUUUAAUCCUGACUGACUAUGUUUAAUCCUGACUGACUAUGUUUAAUCCUGACUGACUAUGUUUAAUCCUGACUGACUAGCUUUAAUCCUGACUGACUAUGUUUAAUCCUGACUGACUAUGUUUAAUCCUGACUGACUAAUCCUGACUGACUAUCUUUAAUCCUGACUGACUAUCUUUAAUCCUGACUAUCUUUAAUCCUGACUGACUAUCUUUAAUCCUGACUAUCUUUAAUCCUGAUUAUCAUUAAUCCUGACUGUCUUUUAUCCUGACUAAGGUUGCACUUUUUGGGGAAUAUUCAGAGGUGGAAACUUCACGUGGGAAUUAACGGGAAUUAAUGAAAAUAUAUGCAAAUGUAUAUUAAUACCAUUUCAAUGUAGAUUAUUUUUGCGUUGGAUAUAUUUACCAUAUAUGGAGACAGAAACAUAAACCUUUUACCUUAUCAUAAGUAGACAUUUUUGCAAAUUAUUAAAUUCUUCCAAUAGAAAAAAUACACACUGCUCAAAAAAAUAAAGGGAACACUUAAAACCUCUUAGCGUCACCUGAGACGUCUGCGUCCCACCCAGCCAUCAGGAAAUGCAAAUGCGCUACGCCAAAUACUAAUAGCACUCGUUAAAACUCAAACGUUCAUUAAAACACACAUGCGGGGUACUGAAUUAAAGCUACACUCGUUGUGAAUCUAGCCAACAAGUCAGAUUUUUAAAAUGCUUUUCGGUGAAAGCAUGAGAAGCUAUUAUCUGAUAGCAUGCAACACCCCGAAAUACCUGAAGGGGACCUAAACAAAAUAAUUAGCGUAGCCGGCGCUACACAAAACGCAGAAAUAAAAUAUAAAACAUACAUUACCUUUGACGAGCUUCUUUGUUGGCACUCCUGUAUGUCCCAUAAACAUCACUAUUGGGUCUUUUUUUCGAUUAAAUCGGUCCAUAUAUACCCAAAAUAUCUAUCUAUGAAAACUGUGUGAUCCAGAAAAAAACACUGUUUCAAAACGCAACGUCAUUUUUUUAAAUUAAAAGAGUUGCCUAUAAACUUUCACAACACACUUCAAAAUGCUUUUGUAAUCCAACUUUAGGUAUUAGUAAAUGUUAAUAAUCUAUCAAAUUGAUCACGGGGCGAUGUGUAUUCAAUAGCUCCACGUCUUCAAAUCAUGGUCGGAAAUCUCUCUUCCAAAACAUCCUGUCGUACACCGGAUGGUAUGGGGUCUCUCUUCUUCGUUUGACCAAGGAACAACCUCCAGGCAAUUGCCAAGACUGGCGACAUCGUGUGGAAGCUGUAGGACUUGUAAUCUCGGCCCCAUCUAAUUUGCUGUGCCAUAGACAAUACAUGCAACUGGCGCAUUGAUAUUUUUUCCACUUUGGUGAUCAGUAUUCCUUGGGCUUUUCGACGAAACACACGUUUUGUUAUAGUUACAGCCGUGAUUUAACCAGUUUUAGAAACGUCUGAGUGUUUUCUAUCCACACAUACUAAUCAUAUGCAUAUACUAUAUUCCUGGCAUGAGUAGCAGGACGCUGAAAUGUUGCGCGAUUUUUAACAGAAUGUUCGAAAAAGUAAGCCAUAGGCUUAAGAGGUUGCAGAGGUAACAGACAGGCCAGUACACCACUAGACGUGGAGGAGGCCGUAGUAAGGCAACAACCCAGCAAGGAGGAGCAGGAGGAGCACUGCCAGAGCCCUGCAAAAUUACCUCCCAGCAGGCCACAAAUGUGCAUGUGUCUGCUCAAACGGUCAGAAACAGACUCCAUGAGGGUGGUAAUGGAGGGCCCGACGUCCACAGAUGGGGGUUGUGCUUACAGCCCAACACCGUGCAGGACGUUUGGCAUUUGCCAGAGAACACCAAGAUUGGCAAAUUCGCCACUGGCGCCCUGUGCUCUUCACAGAUGAAAGCAGGUUCACACUGAGCACAUGUGACAGACAUGACAGUCUGGAGACGCCGUGGAGAACGUUCUGCUGCCUGCAACAUCCUCCAGCAUGACUUUUUUGUCAGUGGGUCAGUCAUGGUGUGGGGUGGCAUUUCUUUGGGGAGCCGCACAGCCCUCCAUGUGCUCGCUAGAGGUAGCCUGACUGCCUUUAGGUACCGAGAUGAGAUCCUCAGACCCCUUGUGAGACCAUAUGCUGGUGCGGUUGACCUGGGUUCCUCCUAAUGCAAGACAAUGCUAGACUUCAUGUGGCUGGCGUGUGUCAGCAGUUCCUGCAAGAGGAAGGCAUUGAUGCUAUGGACUGGCCCGCCCGUUCCCCAGACCUGAAUCCAAUUGAGCACAUCUGGGACAUCAUGUCUCGCUCCAUCCACCAACGCCACAUUGCACCACAGACUGUCCAGGAGUUGGCAGAUGCUUUAGUCCAGGUCUGGGAGGAGAUCCCUCAGGAGACCAUCCGCCACCUCAUCAGGAGCAUGCCCAGGCGUUGUAGGGAGGUCAUACAGGCACGUGGAGGCCACACACACUACUGAGCCUCAUUUUGACUUGUUUUAAGGACAUUACAUCAAAGUUGGAUCAGCCUGUAGUGUGGUUUUCCACUUGAAUUUCGAGUGUGACUCCAAAUCCAGACCUCCAUGGGUUGAUAAAUUUGAUUUCCAUUGAUAAUUUCUGUGUGAUUUUGUUGUCAGCACAUUCAACUAUGUAAAGAAAAAAGUAUUUAAUAAGAAUAUUUCAUUCAUUCAGAUCUAGGAUGUGUUAUUUUAGUGUUUCCUUUAUUUUUUUUGAGCAGUGAAUAUAUUUUAGUUACGAAUUGAACUUUAAUUAAAUGAGUUGACUCUUCACAUGAUUUCACUGAACAACGAAAGAAAGAGAAUAUUGUAUAAUCCAUCGCAUCUCCCAAAAAAUGUUUUCAACACACAUCUGUAAAAUUAUAGUCUAGAGACAGGAGACUGUCAAACAUAAGGACAACAUCACCCCAACGGGUGUUGCUGGGCAGCUUCAAUGUGGUGCUCUUAUUCUUCUCACUUUGCUUGGCGAGGUAGAUUGCUGCUAUAACUUGAUGACCCUUCACAUACCUAACCAUUUCCUUGGCUCUCUUGUAGAGUGUAUCCAUUGUUUUCAGUGCCAUGAUGUCUUUGAGGAGAAGAUUCAAUGCAUGAGCAGCACAGCCAAUGGGUGUGAUGUGAGGGUAGGACUCCUCCCACUUUAGACCAAGCAGCCUUCAUGUUCGCAGCAUUGUCUGUCACCAGUGCUAAUACCUGCUGUGGUCCAAGGGCAUUGAUGACUGCCUUCAGCUCAUCUGUAAUGUAGAGACCGGUGUGUCUGUUGUCCCUUGUGUCUGUGCUCUUGUAGAAUGCUGGUUGAGGGGUGGAGAGGAUGUAGUUAAUUAUUCCUUGCCCACGAACAUUCGACCACCCAUCAGAGAUGAUUUCAAUACAGUCUGCUUUCUCCGUGAUUUGCUUGACCUUCACUUGAACUCUGAACUCUGCAUCCAGCAAAUGAGUAGAUAAAGCACGUCUGGUUGGAGGGGUGUAUGCUGGACGAAAAACAUUCAGAACUCUCUUCCAACACACAUUGCAUGUGAGCAUCAGAGGUGAACAAAAAAAAAAAAAACUUCUGAUUCCAGGAGGACCAUGAGCUGUUGCUAUCGAUAAGGUGUCUGAUUCAUCAUUUUCACCUCGGAAUAGUAGAGGGACUUUUGGUUGCUUGUUGUGAGCGCUGAGGGAACUGUAUGCACUUGGCUGAUGAUUCUGCAUCUUUGUUGAGUUCUUCACAUAUGAUUUGGCACUGUAUUUGCAAAUGUACACAGCUUUUCCUACUACAUUAGCUGCAGUGAAAUGUCUCCACACAUCAGAUAGUGCCCGUGGCAUUUUCCUGUAAAGAUUAGAAACAUGAGUAAAAAAAAAAAAGUCUAUGUACAGAUAAAUAGUUAAGCAGUUAGAUUAAACAACUCCUAUGUAAGAUGCAUGUUUUAAAAUGAAACAUGUAUGGAAACAGGUGAAUUAACACUCCUCAGUUAGCAGGCUGAAGCAAGCUAAAACCCACAUGGUAGCAAAAACUAACUAGCAGAAAUUGUUAACAAGUUAGAAAUGAUUUAAACACUCUUUGAAGUAGGCUACUAUUUACUAGUUAACUUCUUGACAGUACCAAUCCUUGUCGUGGGAUAAUUUUAGUCUGCAACCGCUGAAUAGCAUAGCGCAACAGUCAAAUAAUAUUACUAGAAAAUAUUCAUAUUCAUGAAAUCACAAGUGCAAUAUUUUGAAACACAGCGUAGCCUUUUGUUAAUCACCCUUUCGUCUCAGAUUUUGAAAUUAUGCUUUACAGAGAAAGCAAUACAAGCGUUUGUAAGUUUAUCGAUAGCCUAUCAUAGCAUUAUGUACACUUAGCAUCAGGAAGCUUGGUCACGAAAAUCAGAAAAGCAAUCUAAUAAACCGUUUACCUUUGAUGAUC